Messenger RNA from Ostrinia furnacalis (Asian corn borer), 1833 nucleotides. Its product is annotated as carboxylesterase 5A-like. NCBI's taxonomy places the organism in Eukaryota, Metazoa, Arthropoda, Insecta, Lepidoptera, Crambidae. The transcript has 3 exons. The record is from RefSeq and is a predicted model, not a curated record. The coding region runs from base 196 to 1779 and encodes 527 amino acids.
UGGUUAUCUAAAACAAAUAAAAAAAAAGUACAAUACCUAGAUGUGUGUUUCAAAAAACUUGUUAUUUCCACGUUAAUUAUAUUAUUUCGAUUUUCUUGUGAAACAGACGGCAUCAUUUUCUUUUUAGCGAUACAAUAACAAGGAAAACUUGUGGUUUAGGUACACACAUUCACAAUCAGGUCAGUCUAGUCAACGAUGCGUGCGGUACAACUGCUUAUACUGUUCGGGCUUGCCCUGCAAGUGUUUGGUCAAGAUUUCGUGGUAGUCAACACUUCUAAAGGCCAGAUAAAAGGUCGCGAUGAAGGCUCUUACAACACCUUCUUUGGGAUUCCGUACGCUAAAGUGGAUGAGGAGAACCCGUUUGGGGUGUCCUUGCCCUACCCAUACUUCACCGAACCGUUCAAUGCUACUGAUAUCACCAUAAGCUGCCCCCAAGUGUUCCGCCCCCAAAGUAUCAUCCAAUGCCUUCGCCUCAACAUCUAUGUCCCAAAAACCACAAAGAAGAAGCUGCCAGUCAUGGUCUGGAUCCAUGGAGGGGCCUUCAUCUUCGGAAGUGGUGGGGACUACGGAGGCCAGUAUUUGGUACAGCACGAUAUCAUCGUGGUAACAAUCAAUUACAGACUUGGUCCGUACGGAUUCCUUUGCCUGGAUGACCCAAAAGUGCCUGGCAACCAGGCUUUGAAAGACCAAGUGGACGCUCUGAAAUGGGUUCAACAAAAUAUCGAAGCGUUUGGAGGAGACCCUAAGAAGGUUACAGUUGCUGGUGAAAGCUACGGCGGAGGCUCCGUAGAUCUGCUCAUGUAUUCGAAUACAGAAAAGUUAUUUGACAAAGCAAUUGUGGAGAGUGGCACAGCUCAAGAGGACGCUAUGUUUGUGAAGCCAGAUUACACGGCUGCCAUUAAACUGGCCGCAUUAUUCAAUUACACAGCUUGUAGUACUAAAGACGCUCUGAAAUUCCUUGCACAGAAAGACCCUUUCGAGUUGAUGCAAGCAUUCAACUCCUCUGACAUACUGCUUAGGGUUUGCAAAGAAAAGAAGUUCAAAGGAGUACAGAGCUUCCUCACCGACGACUCUUUUCAUCUGUACAAUCCAAAAAAAGUAAAAGACACCCCUGUGAUAUUUGGAUAUAAUAGUAAAGAACAAUUCAAUACGAUUGCGAACGAAACUGACGACUUUUUCCGAAGUCUUAAGGAUAUUAUUAUUGAAAGCCUAAAUAGAACUUUUAACUUUAAUGAGGAAGAGUUGUUGCAAGUAUCGAGUAUCGUGAAGAAGUUUUAUAUGGGAAGCAAAGAAAUUGGACAAGAUACUAAGCUGGCUUUGGGUGAAUUUUUAACUGAUUUCAGUUUUACACACGCAGCUGAAACCUCUGUGACAAGGCUAGUGGAUCAGGGGGCUAAAGUGUACAAAUACAUUUUCUCUUACAUUGGAAAUAGUAGGUAUAAGAAUAUACAUGGAGUCGGAGCAUAUCAUACUGAAGAACUGCAGUAUCUGUUUGGGUUGGGGGAAGAUUUCGGUUUUGACCCGUUGGUGGAGCCUGAACAUUUGAUGAUGAGGGACAGGAUGACGACAAUGUGGGCGAAUUUCGUAAAAUACGGAAACCUCAUUCCAGAGACAUCAGAUCUCCUGCCAGUGCAAUGGGACACGGUGCCCAAGGAUUCCAGACCAUACAUGGACAUAGAUGUGACCAUGGAAAUGCUCGAAGACGUGUACCACGACAGGGUAGCAUUUUGGGACCUACUUUGGUACAACUAUUGGAGACAAUCUAAACUUCUAUGUUAAGAAAAAAUAAUAAUAAUGAAGAUAUUGCGUUAGAAAAUUAAAUUUUGUUACUGA